Molecule: messenger RNA, 2814 nt
Organism: Marasmius oreades (fairy-ring Marasmius)
Lineage: Eukaryota; Fungi; Basidiomycota; Agaricomycetes; Agaricales; Marasmiaceae
Exons: 11
Coding region: 1-2814 (937 amino acids)
Biological process (GO): DNA-templated transcription
Cellular component (GO): nucleus
Molecular function (GO): DNA-binding transcription factor activity, RNA polymerase II-specific; DNA binding; zinc ion binding
Source: RefSeq, a predicted model, not a curated record
AUGGCCGAGUCAACUCCCGAAUCCCUCAACGAUCCUCCUCCUGCCUCGCCGGGCGACCUGCCGUCUCAGCCGCAACCAUCCCCCGACAGGCCAUCCAAGAAACCCCGGCAGAGGAAGCAAGCCGACACAAAGCCUCCUUCGCCAGAUCCUCCCACCCAGCCACCCGUGCAUCACGCACCUCUAGUCCAGCCUUAUCCCGGUCAUCCUCAUCCUUACUAUAUGAACCCCCCCUAUCCCGGUCAUCCGUAUCAGCACCCAUCCUAUCCUCAUCAUCCCCCGCCCUCCCAAUCUUCACAUAGCUCUUCAGUGCCCCCACCUCCCCCUUCCUAUGGCUAUCCUAUGCCCCCGGGUCCCCAUCAUGGCUAUUACCAUCCCACAUACCAGUACCCCCCACCCCCGAUGAUGAUGUACGGUGCUCCUCCUCCACACCCGUCUGCUACUCAUCCUUCCCCUCACCAUCCUCCGGAGCAACAGCCUGGGACCCCAACGUCGCCUCCAGCACAGGACCAACCGGGCUCAACCGCCAGCACUGCCGCGGGACAGAAGAGAAAGAGAAAGGCGAACAAGGAAGAGAAAACUGAACAAGAGGAGACUGCUGUCGCUGCUGCGACUCCUGCUGCUUCAUCUACCAGCGCGACCCAGGCGCUCGACCUGAAGAAGCGGACAAAGACGCAACGUGCAUGCGACUCGUGUCGUACUCGUAAAAUUCGCUGUGAUAUCAUUGCCGACACGGACCCGCCAGUCUGUCAACAUUGUAAACAGUACAAUUUUGAAUGCUCUUUCUUCCUACCGAUCACCGAAACCCGCUUCAAGAAAAAGUACAAGCAAGAAGCUGAAGGUGCUGAGAAAGUUGAAUCUGCUAGGACGACAACCGUGCCUUCGUUUCCAGACGGGAAGCAAGAAACUGUGCUCGGUCCCACAUCCACUGCUCAUAUUCUCCAUUCUCAAGCCACGAUCUCAUCUCGUCAUUAUGAAGGUUAUGACGCCAGGUAUAACCACACCUUCCAAGUCAGCAAGAAUGGCGAUGGUAUCAUCCAAGUCCAGAGAUCCGAGCAACCUAUGGCAGUCCCCAAGCCAAUCGACCUUCGCGUCGAACACGACAUGCUCCAACAAUUGGUCAAUGCGUACUUUUCGGAGGUCGCCCCACUGCUCCCUGUGAUAACGAAAGCCGAGUUUUUGAACCACGCUGCACCGCCGCCUAUCCUGCUGUAUUCAAUGUGUUUGGUCACUGCUGCAAGGCGGGAGGUACCGCAGCAAGUAUUUGAUGUUAUACGCCACAUGGUCGACACCAUCAUCAAAACCGAGGACAUCCUAUCUAAUGCGUCGAUAGUGAACGUUCAAGCGUUGCUGAUUUUGUGCAUGACAGGCGACUGUCAUUCGCAAUUUGUCCCCAGCGCCCUUUCGGCAUUGUGGGUCCGUUUGGGGGCUGCCAUCCGAAUGGCCCAGGAUCUUGGUCUUCACCGUUGCGAGUCUCUCAAGCAACCCGACAUGGAUCUGAGACGGCGAUUGUGGGGUCUUUGUGUGAUUAGUGACCGAUGGAUGAGUUUCACGUAUGGUCACCCUUACAUGAUUUCUUUGGAAGACUGCGACGCUCGCCUUCCUUCGUCCGGUAAUCCGACCGACAACUAUAUCGACGAACUUGCGAGAUUGAGCAUCUUGCUUGGUCGCGUCCAAAAGGCUCUGUACACUCCAUCUGGUCUCAAACAAACGACGGACGCAACUCUUGAAGGCAUCCUCAAAGAUUUGAAAGCAUGGAGGCAAAAUCUUCCCGGUGACCUCAAGUUCCAAGGACCGAACACACCAACGCUCGCUGGUUUGUGUUCCACAAUUAUCGCGAUCGUGAUUAAUACUUACUAUCUUGGUAUGGAAGGUCUUCUCAACCUUCUCUACGUCUGCGUCAUCAAAAUGUUCUUCCGACUCUUCAUGAGAAUCAGCUACUCACUACCACCGCACAUCAGCUUUGGUUUGACAGUUGAAGGAUGGACUGGGCUCGUCAUUGACGGAAAUCAAGCUAUUGAUUGGCUAGACGCCAAUGAGCGGGUUUAUGACGUCUGGCUAGCAGUUGCGUAUGCGGCAGUGUCAUGUGGGUUGAUUCAGUAUCACACGUAUGUCAGACGGAAAUCCCCAGAAGCAGAAGCUAAACUACGGAAACUACGGGACUGUGUUGCGCGGUGGGAGAAGUCGAUAUCUCCUGAUCAUAUGUCGGCGAGAAGAAAGACCGCGGAGAUUAUCACAUUGCUCUAUGAAGCAUUGCAUAGCCCGAUGUCGCUCGAGAAGCCAGCUUUAAAUCCCACAGGAGGUGUCAAAGGUAAAGAUCCACUUAACCUUGACUACAAACCUGACCCCAGUAGACCUGGGGGAGGGGUGUUUGUCGCUCGUGGCAGGACGAGUAAACAUGAUCUCAAGGAUAUACCAAAAGGAAUGGUUAUCGGAGGAACGUCGGACGAUGAAGAAUCUGAAGUAGUUUCGACGCAACUUGGAGGAACGGGUUCAUCGGCUACCUCUCCGAGUAUGGUCAACUUUUCGCCGUUGGUUGCCGGGGGGAAUUUGAAUCCCGCAAUGAACGGGGAGACGAGCCCUAACAAUCAGGUCAUCAACUUGCUAGGCCACUCUCAGGCGAACAGUAGUACUAUCCAGGAGUUUGCUAUGGCGGAUAAUGGGUAUCUGGAGGGCCUGCCGAAUGGAAUGUUUGAAUGGGGUGAGGAGGUUUCGACUUUUGCUACCGUCUGGUUUGAAAUUUACGAGUCUUCUGCAGAGCAGUGGGAGUCCUUUUUCUCCAAAUUUCCGAACCAACCAGGGCAAACUCAACAAUAG